Molecule: messenger RNA, 1578 nt
Organism: Microstroma glucosiphilum
Lineage: Eukaryota; Fungi; Basidiomycota; Exobasidiomycetes; Microstromatales; Microstromataceae
Exons: 2
Coding region: 1-1578 (525 amino acids)
Biological process (GO): amino acid transmembrane transport
Cellular component (GO): membrane
Molecular function (GO): amino acid transmembrane transporter activity
Source: RefSeq, a predicted model, not a curated record
AUGGAACAUGAGCAGGAUCAGGACCUUCAAGCAGCCGGGCUUCAGAGGAGUCUUCAACCUCGUCACAUCACCCUCAUUGCCAUUGGUGGUGUCAUUGGGACUGGUCUGUUUCUAGGCACCGGAUCUUUGCUCCAGGCCGGUGGACCACUUGGCCUCCUGUUGGGCUAUGUCAUCAUGGCAACGCUGCUCUUUUCGGUGAUGGUCGCCCUUGGAGAGAUGAUCACGGAGCUCAACCUUCCCGGUGGACAGUUCGCUCUGAGCACAAGAUUCAUCUCACCGGAGAUUGGAUUCGCCCAAGGGGUUCUGUUCUGGUAUAACUAUAUCAUCGUCCUUCCAGCUGAAAUUUCGGCUGCGGCCGUUCUGAUCUCAUACUGGACGCCAGCGGGUGAGGGUGACUCGACAUGUACCUCUGCGAUCUGCAACAACGCACUUUGGGUCGGUCUUUUGCUCAUCCUGGUGAUUGCUAUCAAUUUUGCGGGGACUCGUGUCUUUGGCGAAUUCGAGUUCUGGGCUUGCUCCAUCAAGGUUAUCACUAUUGUGGGCCUGAUCAUUGCUGGAAUCGUUAUCACCUCAGGAGGAGGCCCCAACCAUGAAUCGAUUGGCUUCCGCUUCUGGAAAGAGACAGGGGGUUUCGUCCAAUACGAAGGCAUAGCCGGCGCUAAAGGACGCUUUCUGGGCUUUUUUGCCGUUCUACUGCAAGGUGCCUUUGCCUUCAUCGGCACAGAGAUUACUGCCAUCGCUGCUGCUGAGGCUGCCAGCCCUCGUAGGUCCAUCCCACGAGCCAUCAAGAGCGUCUGGAUCCGUCUGGUCAUCUUCUAUGUAGCGAGCGCCUUCAUUAUUGGUCUCUUGGUCUCUCCCGAUGACCCCAGCUUGAGUCUAGGCACUGCAGCAGCCAAGAGCCCCUUCGUCAUCGCGAUUCGCAACGCAGGAAUCUCUACCCUGCCGUCGAUCAUCAACGCCGCCCUCCUGACCAGCGCGACUUCUGCCGGUAUUGCAGACCUAUACGUCUCAUCUCGCUCGCUCUACGGUCUUGCUCUGCGCAACCAAGCACCAAAGAUCUUCCUCAAGGUGCGCAAAGACGGACUGCCCUGGGUCUCGGUAGCAUUCUGUGCUGCAUUUAGUCUGCUCUCUUUCAUGGCAGCAAGCAGCGGCUCUGCAGGCACUGCUUUCGGAUACUUUGCCGCCAUGACUGCCGAGUGCGGUAUCAUCAGCUGGAUCUGUAUCCUUACUGCCUACAUUCGUUGGUAUAAGGGACGUCAGGCACAAGGUCUCGGUCGCUCUACUCUUUCGUACAAGGCCCCCUUCCAGCCCUAUCUCAGCUACUAUGGUCUGGUAGUAGCGGUCUUGGUCCUCAUCUUUGGUGGAUUCACAGCUUUCAUGGGAUCUUUCGAUACCUCGUCGUUCAUCACCACGUACUUCCCCAUUCCCUUCUUCAUCGUCCUGACCAUCGGCUGGAAGUUCUGGCACAAGACUCGCAUCGUCAGCACGUCGGAGAUGGACUUCCAGACGGGCGUAGCGCCGCCCCUCACUGACGACGAGAAAGCCGAAACGUUCUUGCAGAAGUUGGUCCAGAUGUAG